AUGUUUCCUCUACGAUCCAUCAUUAUGAUUUUUUUUCUCUUGGCCAUGCAGCCAAUGGCCAAGCCUUCUUUGAUGAGUGCAAACUACACUCGUCCAUCCAUCCAAGUCUCCAGUUUGGCCAAGGAAAACGUGAUUUCCAUUGUUGACUUUGUUGGAACAACCGUGGAGAUGGAAUCCACUAUUGAUAUCGCUUUUUUCUCUUUUAUGGAGAUCAUUCAAUCGAUCAACUACGAAUCAAUCAAGACCUUCGCAGAAGAAUUCAACAAGAAGUACGAAGCCUUCACCGACUCAAUUUCUGAUGCAAUGUCUCCAAUCUUCGAGGUCUUCAGCAAGAAAUACGAAGCAUCCAUUCAAUCGAUCAACUACGAAUCGAUCAAGGCUUUAGCAGAAGUCUUAAAUGAGCAGUUCGAGUCAUGCACCAGAGAAGUGCCUGCUGUCAUAUCUGCCAGGUUCGAUAUGAUCUCUUUCGAGUACCAACAAGUCUACGAGAAGCUGGUACCAUUUGCCACUUACGUGCUUGCUGCAGCUCCAGCUUGGCCUACUGGUAGCUUUGACCCUAACUUCAUUGUCAGGGAUGUUUUUGAAGGAAUGGAAUCCUACACCACGAAGGACUCACUCGUCCCAGCACCAAUUCCACCAUUGAUAUCCUACAAGGAAAGUCAAUCGAUCGCAAUCAAGUUCUUGGAAGCAAUCUCUUUUGGUGCCAUUGGCAUUGCCCUUCUUGUCAUCGCUGUGGUUAUCCUUCGUGUCAUCAGGGUCAUUAAUCGUGAGCUCAUUGUCUCUAUGGGAGUUUUUUUAUUUUCUGAACAAGUGUUGGUAAUACAGGCCGCCUUUAUUGCAUUAAAGCUGAAAGAGAAGAAGGCUGCUUCUGUGAAAGGAUCUACUCGUCGUCCUGACAUGUCUAAUGGCGCUGCCAUCGCUGAGCUUUGCGACCUAUGCGCCAACACUUCCCCCCUGAAGGAUACUACUACCAAUGAUCCUUCUAAAAAUGAGAGCUUUUAA
Molecule: messenger RNA, 1002 nt
Organism: Cylindrotheca closterium
Lineage: Eukaryota; Bacillariophyta; Bacillariophyceae; Bacillariales; Bacillariaceae
Source: the annotation of a GenBank genome assembly